Psilocybe cubensis is the source of this 1917-nucleotide messenger RNA. RefSeq lists its product as uncharacterized. NCBI's taxonomy places the organism in Eukaryota, Fungi, Basidiomycota, Agaricomycetes, Agaricales, Agrocybaceae. The transcript is spliced from 7 exons. The record is from RefSeq and is a predicted model, not a curated record. The coding region runs from base 1 to 1917 and encodes 638 amino acids. Gene Ontology annotation, molecular function: oxidoreductase activity, acting on CH-OH group of donors.
AUGUCUACUUCUGUAAAUCAAGACAAGCAGAAUCCAAAUGAUCUCCCUGUGACUGCGAUUCCUGUCACUCCUGAUGUCCGCGUUUCUGGCACUCCCGUGCCACCACCACCUAAGAAGACCAAUGCGUUCGGCUAUCCUAUUCCAGCACCUCAGAUAUUUCACCCUGCGGCGGCGACGGCAACGCACUUUUUUAUCAGCGACAAGCAGUGGGACGAGAUUUUAAAGCAUGGUGAAUUUGACGACAUUAUCGUUGGAAGUGGAUUUUGCGCACUGGCGUAUGUUACCGAGGCACUGGAAAGGGAUCCGUAUAGAAAAAUUCUAAUUCUUGAGCGUGGAGGCUUCUGGCUGGCGGAUCACUAUCAGAAUUUACCACUCCCGUAUAGAGUCAUUUUGGGCGAGUCGACUGUUUCAUUUCCGUGGCAAUUAUCUUCAAAGACCUAUCAAUCCGAGCUAAAGUUGGUGGCCGGCUUCACACCGUUCUUCGGGGGGAGGUCGCCAUUCUGGUCUGGAUGGUGCCCCGAGCCCACAAGGAAUUAUAUGAGGGGUUGGCCCGAGUCGAUGCUCAAGACUACCGAGGAACCCAUAUUUUGGGAGAAAGCCAGACGUUUGCUCCAUGUUACGCGUGCAGACAAAAUACAGGACGGCGUCUUUUCCACUCUUCAAACAAAAAUUGAUCACAUACUUCAGAAAAACAUAUCCCAAAUUCUUUCAUCUCGAAGCGCUGAGCCGGCUCCUUUGGCAGUCGGUAGGAGGACACCGACUUCCAGGCUCCUGUUCAACAAAUUCGCUGUUCAAGGCCCACUUCUUACCCUUCAUAAUAAGCAAAAUCAGCUGGCAAACACAGGCAAGGGCAGUCCACUUCUUAUCGCUACAGAUGUCACCGUCGAACGCUUCUUCGCCGAUGAGGAAAACAACAACGCGGUCAAGGUCCUGAAGACUUCUCGAGGAAAUCUAUGCUUCCCUAAAGGUAAAACGAACAUCAUCCUCGCAAACAGCGCUAUACCAGCGGCUACGGUCAUCUUGAACUCUUUGGAAUCGAUGAAAGCUCGAGCAGGUCAUCGCUUAAGCGGCCAGAUCCUAGGCCAAACCAUUGCGCGUUUCCCAAUUGAUCAAGAACGUUUCCCGGACCUCGGACGCUGCACCAAGGGAGAUGCUUGCGACGGCGAUUGUGGCUAUAACUUGCAGAUGACUGCAAACUACAUCGCUGGAAUGGACGAUGCAACACAGCUUCAGUAUCACAUUCAGGUAUCCGCCAUCUAUUCUCCUCAUCCAAAAUGGGAUAUCGUAGACGCUGCGCGGGAGAGCACAGAUUAUGCUGCAUCUGUUACACCAGAGCAGCUAGAAGGUUCCGAAGACCAUCUCAUUCUUGGUAAGGUUUGCACGAGCUUGGGCGAAUAUAACGAACAGAAUCCGGAGGCAUGGGUGAAAUACAACCCGCAGGACAGAAAUCCAAUUACUAACGUCAAGGUCCAAGCCACGAUGGAUCCCAAGACGAAAUCUCUGCAGAAAGUCAUGGAUCAAGCAACUUUCGACGCAAUCGCUGUUAUGGCGGGUCCGCAAUCUCGAGAGCUUGAGUAUUGGCAUCACGAAGGUGGAUGGAGUAAUGUCAAACCCACUCCAGAAGAGGUCUGCAUGCCUGGGCUUAUUCACGACGCCUCGACGUUGUAUAUGGGACCUGAGUCGGAUCCUCACGCCGCUAUUGACCAAAACUACGCGGUCUAUGGCUGCAAGAAUGUUUAUGUAACUGGUGCCGCCAUUUUCCCUUCUGCUGGUAUGUUACACGGCUCCAUGGUGAAGGGUGAGACUGACGCCACUUUAAGGAUCGUGGAAUCCAACCUAUACCAUGGUUGCAUUUGCCCAAGAUCUCGCAAGAAAAAUUGUCCCAGUUUCAACGAGGUAGCGGCAGUGACCUGGUAA